GGUUGCAUCAAAUGGAAUCCACAGGCUAUGAACUUCUCUGGCACAUGCACACAGUUGGUACCAGUGAGUGUCUGCGGUGUCUGCUUCAACCUUAGAACCCCCAUUUCCAACCAGUCACCAGGCACUCCAGCCUACAAUGCAAAUGAGGAAAUCUUCCUAAGCUGGAAGGUUCCUUCGCCCAGUUUUUCACUUCAUGUUUUGGAUGCUACAGACCGGGUGAGCAGAGAUCCCAGGCUCUGGCCCAGGCAGCUGCCCUGCCUCCGAGCUCUGCCAUGAACCACUUCCAGACCAUCCUGACUCAGGUCCGGACGCUGCUCUCCAGCCAUCAGUCCAGUCAGGUGCAGGCCGUCCUAGACAGCCUGCUAGAGCAGGAUCUUCUCUCCCGAGAGUACCACUGCGCCCUGCUCCGUGAACCUGAUGGUGAGGCUCUGGCCAGGAAGAUCUCCUUGACCCUGCUGGAGAAAGGAGACCUGGACUUGGCCCUCUUGAGGUGGGCCUGGAGUGGGCUGCAGGCCCCAGUGGCUGCACGAGACCCCAGUUACAAGGACCAUGGGGGCAGUGGGCAGUGUACCACCAUGGAGUUGGGGCCUCUGGAAGGUGGGUACCUGGACCUUCUCAACAGCACUGCUGACCCCUUGAAGCUCUACCACCUCUAUGACAAGAUGGACCUGGUUGGUGAAGAAGAGAUCGAGCUCUGCUCAGAACCCGACAUGGACACCAUCAACUGUGAACAGUUCAGCAGGCUGUUGUGUGACAUGGACUGUGAUGAAGAGACCAGAGAGGCUUAUGCCAAUAUCGCGGAACUGGACCAGUAUGUGUUCCAGGACUCCGAGCUGGAAGGCCUGAGCAAAGACAUUUUCAUCGAGCACAUAGGAUCAGAAGAAAUGAUGGGUGAGAGUGUGGAGGUACUGGAGCAAGCAGGGCAGAAAAGUCAGAAAAGACCCUUCCCAGACGAUCUGCCCGGGGACCUGAAGCAUAGGAAGCUAGGUGAGCAGGGUGGGGUGGGCCCAGGGAGACUUGCCUCUUACACUUCUGUAGCUGAGAUGCACCAGGCAGGCCAAAUGCCUCCUACCAGUAGUCCACCUGUCCACAGCUUCCCAAAGUCUCCAGACCGGCCUGGCUCCACCAGCCCCUUUGCCCCGUCGGCAGCUGACCUUCCCAGCAUGCCCGAACCAGCCCUGACCUCCCGUGCGAACAUGGCAGAGAACGAGGUGUCCCCUACCCAAGGACUGGCAGUUCACCAGGUCCCCAGCAAGCUUCCAAAAUGGCCUGAGAGUGUGGAGCGGUUCUGCCGCUCACUGCGGGACAAGUACCAGGCCGAGCCUGCAGGCCCGGAAGGCAUCCUGGUGGAAGUGGACCUGGUGCGGGCACAGCUGGAGAGGAGCAGCAGCAAGAGCCAGGAGAGGGAGCUGGCCACGCUGGACUGGGCAGAGCGGCAGCUGGCCCACGUGGGUCUGGCCGAGGUGCUGCCGGCUGCUGGCGACCGCCGGCGGCCGCGUGACACCCAGGUGAUUGCUGCGCUGGGCAAAGCAGGUCAGGGUAAGAGCCGCUGGGCCCAGGCAGUGAGCCGGGCCUGGGCCUGCGGCCAACUGCCCCAGUACGACUUUGUCUUUUACUUGCCCUGCCACUGUUUGGACCAUCGGGGGGACACCUACCGCCUGCGGGACCUGCUCUCCCUGGGCUCGCAGCCCCUGGUGGUGGACGAUGAGGUCUGGGGCCACAUCUUGAGGAGGCCCGACCGCGUUCUGCUCAUCCUGGAUGCCUCCGAGGAGCUGGAAGCCCAGGACGGCUUCUUGCACGGCACGUCUGGCCCGGAGCCUACAGAGCCCCGCUCCUUUCUGGGACUGCUGGCGGGCCUCCUGCAACGCAAGCUGCUGCGCGGCUGCACGCUGCUGCUCACGGCCCGGCCUCGGGGCCGCCUUGCCCCGAGCCUCGGCAAGGCCGAUGCCCUCUUUGAGGUGGCCGGCUUCUCGGCUGAGCAGGCCGAGACCUACGUGAUGCGCUACUUUGAGCGUUCCGGAGAGACUGAGCGCCAAGAGAGAGCGCUGGCGCUCCUGCGGGGCCGGCCCCUUCUCCUCAGUCACAGCCACUGCCCCACCCUGUGCCGGGCCGUGUGCCAGCUCUCCGAGGCCCUCCUGGAGCUGAGUGAUGAGGCCAAGCUGCCCUCCACCCUCACAGGACUCUACGUUGGCCUACUGGGCCCUGCAGCCCGUGACAGCCCCCCGGGAGCCCUGAUGGGCCUGGCCAGGCUGGCUUGGGAGCUGGGCCGCAGACACCACGGCACCUUGAGGGAGGGUGAGCUCCCCUCGGCAGCGGUGAGGGCGUGGGCUGUGGCCAAAGGCUUGGUGCAGCCCUCCCCGGGGGCCCCGGGGACUGAGCUGGCCUUCUCCAGCUUCCUCCUGCAGUGUUUCCUGGGGGCUGUGUGGCUGGCUCUGAGCAGCGAAAUCAGGGACAAGGAGCUGCCUCAGUAUUUGGCAUUAACCCCAAGGAAGAAGAGGCCCUAUGACAACUGGCUGGAGGGCACUCCACGCUUUCUGGCUGGGCUGGUUUUCCAGCCUCAUGCCCGCUGCCUGGGAGCCCUGGCAGGGCCAGCGACGGCCACCCUGGUGGGCAGGAAGCAGAAGGUGCUCACCAGGUACCUGAAGAGGCUGCAGCCCGGGACGCUGAGGGUGGGGCGGCUGCUGGAGCUGCUUCACUGUGCCCAUGAGACGCUGGACACUGGGCUCUGGCAGCACGUGGUGCAGGGGCUACCAGCCCGCCUCUCCUUCCUGGGGACCCGCCUCACGCCUCCCAAUACUCACAUGCUGGGCAGUGCCUUGGAGGCAGCGGGCAGAGACUUCUCCCUGGACCUCCGCAGCACUGGCAUUGACCCCUCUGGACUGGGGAGCCUCGUGGGACUCAGCUGUGUCACUCAUUUCAGGGCGGCCUUGAGUGACACAGUAAGGCUGUGGGAGUGCCUGCAGCAGCGUGGGGAGGCCAAGCUACUCCAGGCAGUGGAGGAGAAGUUCACCAUCGAGCCUUUCAAGGCCAAGUCCAUGAAGGAUAUAGAAGACCUGGGCAACCUCGUGCAAAUUCAGAGGACAAGAAGCUCCUGGGAAGACACAGCUGGGGAACUCCCUGCUGUCCGGGACCUCAAGAAGCUGGAGUUUGCGCUGGGCCCUGUCUUGGGCCCCCAGGCUUUCCCCAGACUGGUGAGGAUCCUUGAGGCCUUUUCUUCCCUUCAGCAUCUGGACCUAGACUCACUGAGUGAGAACAAGAUUGGGGAUGAGGGGGUCGCGCAGCUAUCAGCCACCUUCCCUCAACUGAAGGCCUUGGAGACGCUCAACCUGUCCCAGAACAACAUCACUGACGUGGGCGCCUGCAAGCUCGCCGAGGCCCUGCCCUCGCUGGCUGCGUCCCUCCUCAGGCUGAGCCUGUACAAUAACUGCAUCUGUGAUACGGGAGCUGAGAACCUGGCACAUGUGCUCCCACAGAUGGUGUCCCUCCGGGUGCUCGAUGUCCAGUACAACAAGUUCACAGCUGUGGGGGCCCAGCAGCUCGCCACCAGCCUGAGAAAGUGCCCUCACGUGGAGACGCUGGCGAUGUGGACGCCCACCAUCCCAUUUGGCGUCCAGGAACAUCUGCAGCAGCUGGACUCACGGAUCAGCCUGAGAUGAUCCUGGCUGUGGCUGGGAUGAGCACGUUCUCUGAGGACACUGACCUCGCUGGACCUUGAACUGGUCAUUUGUGGGCACAGCUCUUCUUGGGCUGGCCCCUGCCCAGCCAUGGAAGGGACAGACCCAGGUCGGCUCCAGGCCCCUUUGGGACCCAGGCUGAUGACAGCCCUGCUCAACCACUGCAGCCCUGGCGGACGGAUGGGUGCCUGGGGGCAGCUGCAGUCCACUUGGGCCCUGAGCCAUUCAUUCCCUGCAGGACGCUCUGGACAGUCGUGGCCAGUUCAGAGUGAGGGACUGAGAUGGCCGCAUCUCUGCCUCCACGUGCUCUAACAGCACAUCCUUGGGCUCUGAAGAUACCAGCAGGCAAAUGUGGCCUGGCAGCUGGGAUUCUGUGGUGGCUGCUUUCUGUCUGAGGGACUCACUGUUUUGCACUAACUGUGUUUGCUGAGGCCCAAGUGAGGCCUGGCCAGGCACGCUGGCCCCAAGCAGGGAAACAGCUGGUGGUACACUAAUGGAGGAGGGGAGGGGAGACGGGCUGGAACCACACCUGUCUUUUCUGCCUCCAUUUGUGUCGUUUUCACUACAUUAUAGAUGGUUUUUAUCUCACA
Manis javanica (Malayan pangolin) is the source of this 4264-nucleotide messenger RNA. The record is from RefSeq and is a predicted model, not a curated record. Lineage: Eukaryota; Metazoa; Chordata; Mammalia; Pholidota; Manidae.